Molecule: messenger RNA, 5419 nt
Organism: Pelobates fuscus (common spadefoot toad)
Lineage: Eukaryota; Metazoa; Chordata; Amphibia; Anura; Pelobatidae
Gene: SYNM
Product: synemin
Exons: 4
Coding region: 132-5405 (1757 amino acids)
Biological process (GO): intermediate filament cytoskeleton organization; fast-twitch skeletal muscle fiber contraction
Cellular component (GO): neurofilament cytoskeleton; costamere; intermediate filament
Molecular function (GO): vinculin binding; intermediate filament binding; structural constituent of cytoskeleton
Source: RefSeq, a predicted model, not a curated record
ACCCACAGCCCAGAUAGGCUCAUUCUGUGUCACUUCACUGAGGGACUCACACAGCAACGGCUGCAUAGGACAAAUAGUUCACAUCAAACUUUUAUCAGAGAGGAGGGCUAAGAUUUUUUUUCCCUCCAAAAAUGAUACAUGUCAGAGGGUUUGGGGAUGAGAAAUCCCAGCUACAUGAAUUGAACAACCGAUUGGGUCAGUACCUCUCCAGGGUUAGACAGCUGGAGGAAGAGAACCAGUUGCUGGUGGAAGAGAUACACAGACUUCGCCUGGAAAGGGGGGUAGAGUGGGCACAAGGGUACCAUGCUGAAAUAUGCCAGCUGAGGACAAAAGUGGAGCAGCUGACUGUGGAGAAGUGUGAGGCAGAAAUUCAGAAAGAAAAUCUGUGGCAGGAGCUGCAGACCCUCCAGGAGCUAUGGGAACAAGUGAGGGCCAUGAGAAUUGGCAUUGACAAGCAAUUGGCACUUUACAAGCAGGAUCUGCAGCAGGCAAGAAAUAGCCAGGCUGCCCUGGAAGAACUUUAUAUCCGUCUCCAGCAGGAAUGCCAGGUGCUCCAAGGCUCAAACUACCAGGAGCUCCUGGAGCUGAGGGAACAGGCACUGAAGGUCCCACUGCAUAUUGCUAUGCAUGAAAAAGGGAGCCCCAGACUCAGCUUGCAGGAUAUACAAAGUAUCUCUCUGGAGCUCUCGCAGUCCUGGAAAGAUUCAUUUCUGCUCUAUCAGAAGAAGAUUGAGGAAAUGGAGAAUAAUCUGAGGCUGGGUGAGGAGGAAAGGCUGGGGGUGGAAGAGGAGACCAGGGUCUACAGCCUUCAGGUGGUGGAGUUGCGCAGAGAGUAUGAGGAGCUGAUGGGGAUCCAAAAGAUGUUGCAAGAAGAGCUGCUGAGGAUGAAGGAGAAGUACAGACUAGAUGUACAAGAAUAUCAGAUCAUAAUAGAAGAGUUAGAGGUUGAGAGAAAUGAUAUAACUAUAACCAUUACUGAACGCCUUAAAGAGUAUCAUGAACUGAUGCAAGUCAAGACUGGACUCAGCCUGGAAGUGGCAGCUUACAGGGCUCUUCUAGAAGGAGAAAGCCAAAAGGGCACAGUAAUAUGGACAGAUCGCACAGUGAAAGAAAGACCUACAGGUCGUGUAAUUUCAAGUUUUCAACAGUCAUCAAGAUAUUCUGGGGUCAAGAGGGAAGCUGAGAGAAGGGACUUUCCAGGAUUCAGAAGCCAAGAAGCAGUGGCAAAAAGAACUUCAGAUAUCCACAGAUUCCAGUCAAGAACAGUGCCAGAAAUACACAUUAGACCAUUGUCUACAGACUUAGGAAGGCUAAAUAGCUCAAAUGUGUCUCAUGUUCGUGAGAUGUCUACACAAAAAAAGGAUGAUAGGUUUGGCACAAGCUUCCUCCAAAAACAUGAUUUACUGAAAAACAGACACCUUCGCCAAAAUGUGAAUGAAACAGUGUCUCGUAUUGUGUCACAACCAUAUUCAUCAAGACUUUCUACACCAUACACUCACAAGGCAAAACAAGAACAGGUGAGUAAUACAAAAUCAAGUGUCAUCAUUAAGUCACAGCCUGAUGUGGUCAGUAACGCUCAAAGAGAAACCAGGGUAGAUGAUAAAAUAAAGGAAACAAAUGUGACAAAGCACUUUGAAUCUAAGGUAGUGGAGGAAAUGAAUGUGAUAACUAAGGGCACUGAGGAUCAGACGCAUGAUUUGGAACACAGAAAAAGUAGCCUAAAUGAGGAGGAAAUUAGAAAAGAAGAUACAGUAAGUGUAACACAGAGAGAAGAGGAAAAUACAAUAACAGAACCUAAAGUACAGGAACUACCAGUCAAAAAGGAAAGGAAGAAAAGAGAACAAGCUAAGAAGAAGAGAGAGGAACUGGAGAAAGUAGAAUCAAGUGAAAUAACUUUUAUGACAAGAGACAAGUUUACAGAAAAUGAGUCAGCCAAGUCUAUUACACUUGGAGAAAAGCCAGGAGAAGAGCAAGUGUUUACAAACAUACCAAUACAAUUUGAAAUAAGCAAGAAUGAGGAUAGUUCACAGAAAAUUCAUGUAGAAAAUGUCAGGGAGAUUCAAAUAACCAGAAGUUCAAAACAAACCAAUGAACAAAAUACUUUUCUAAAAGAUGUAGAAGCACGUACACAAAAUAAAGAAAUAGAAGGUAGCAAAAGCAAACCGACUAAAGAAACGGAGGUGGUAAUAACCUCAUCUGAACACUUUGGCCAACCAUCUGCAUGGGAUGAUAGUGAGGCUUCUGUAAAGAAGAAAUUAUUUGCCAGUGAUGGAUCUGUCAAAACUGACAUUACUGUGCAGUCUGAGAUGGAGAAAAAAUAUGACUUUUUUGAUGAACAUGACAUUGUAGAAGCACGGAACAAUAGAGCACAUGUUAAAUCUGAGGAAAGUCUAGUUAGAAACUUAGAAGAAAUGUAUACUGAUGAAAAAAUGAGUUUUCUAGGAAAUGAAGAAGGCCAUUCACAAAAUAAAGGAGUAAACACCUCCACUACCAAGGAAUCAGAGGUAUUCAUAACUUCAUCUCAGAACUUGAGAGAAAAAGAAAUGGUAACAGAUAUUCUUAAACACUUUGGUCAACCAUCUGCAUUGGAUGAUCCCAGCGUGACCUUUAUAGAAAGAAAACAAGUGGGCAGUGAUGGAUCAGUAAAAACUGAGUUUACUGUACAGUCAAAGACAGAGGAGGAUGUGGACCUUUUCGAUGAACCUGAUCUUGUUGAUCUAUGGAACAGAAAAACAUACGAAGAAGUCCAACACACUGAGACAGGAGAUAAAAAAGGCUUAGUAUACAACCAACAGCAAGGAGAGUUUACAAAAACAAUAUUUGGAGAAACAAAAGGUGCAGAAGCAAAAGAUUGGAUAGAAGAUAUAAUUCACACCGGUCUAAAAGGGAAACCAGGAUUGUCUGUUAAGGUUGAAAUAAUUGAGGAGUCCAUUGGAACAUUUGGAAGAACUGAAUUUUCCACCCCAUUUCAUGUUGAGGAAGCAGAGGAUAGUUAUCAUGAAAAACACGUGGUAAGUGCUGAUGAAGAACUUAAUUUAUCCACCAAAAAACAAGAAGACAAAGAACAACCCAUUGAAGGGCCCACCAAUGUUCAGGAAGUAGCAGAGGGGGAAGAUAUAGAUGAAGAGACAAAUUAUUUUGUUUCAAUUCCAGAUGACAUUCCCAUUUUAGAAGACGAAGAUGAGGAGACAAUAAAAGGGCAAAUUCACAUAGAGGAGGAAUCCCAAGUUAAAUAUUCCUGGCAAGAUGAAUUCUUGCAAAGUUCACAGGGUCGGAAAAUGUUAAGUGAGUUUGUAAAAUAUGCUAGCAGUAAUGAACCAGACACAACUCAUCAUGAGGGUUUAGAAACACAAAUUCCAAAAGAAACAGAGUCACAUUUUGAGACUGUCGUGAUAGAAAAAGAAAUUAAAAUCCCUCAUGAAUUCCAGUCAUCAAUCAUGGAUCUGUUGUCUAAAGAAAACAAAGACCCUCAGCAACAGUUGAAAGGUGCAUUGGACUGUCUCCAGGGCAGUCUUCCACAAGACCUAGCUGUGGAAUUGGCAACCUUGGCUGAUGCAGAUAAAACUCAAGCCAGCAGUUUAGCAGUGGAUAUCAAAAAAGUUGACCAAACUAGAGAAAGUGGUUUGGUUACGAUUGUAGCAGAAAUAAAUGUGUCACAGACAGUGGAUGCCGAUGAUCUUGAAACACUGCAUUUAAUUGAGAAGGCUAAGGGUGGAGAUGCACCAACACCAUACUCUGCUAUGGAAACCUCUGAAGAGAAAGCAAUAUUUCUAGACAAAACAGAAGGUCAUAAAUGGUCAUUUAACACCGAAUCUGGAAUAAAUAAUGAAUCUUAUAGUUCAAUUACAAUGAGAACAAAUAAAGGUGCUGAGUCCUACAGUCGAUAUCAGGACACUAAAAGUCCAGAAGGAGACAUAUCUCGAUCACAAGUCAUCACUGAUAAGAGCAGACUCAUAAAACAUAUACCAGUGGGUGACCAAGAUGAUGGUUUCUCACAAGGGGGACAGAUAACUGACUCAGAAAAGCAAAGUUUAGUUGAAGAGCAAUCUGUGGAAAUGAAUAGAUCAACUCACCAUAUUAAAUUAGGACCUAGGGAAAUAUACUCUAAAGAACAGAUAAUCUUUGAAGGUUCAAUCCCUCAAACCCUCAAACUGGAUAUAGAAAACAAUACAGAAAAUUCCUCAGAUCAAAACCGGUCAAUACGUCAUAUCACAAUAAGUCCUACAGAAUUGCAUCCUACAGAGCAUAUUAUAUUUCAGGGGCCCAUCUUCAAAUCAGAGGCAGUUGGCAGUGAUACUGUCAGAAAUGAACAGUAUAGAGACAAGGUCAAUCCAAGUACAAAAGAUAUCAGUUUACACUUUGAGGGACAACAGAGAGGCGCAAAAGUGAAUUGGGACCAAAAUAUUAUUCAAUCAGAAGGUGCAACAGGUACAAAUAAUACAGUUACUCAUUUUAAAACGAAUUCAGGUGAAGCACAUAUGACACGAGAAAUCAUUUUUGAGGGUUCAAUCCCUAACAUUCUAACACAUAUCAAAACUGAUGGCCAAGAAGCUAGUACACCAGAAGACAAUAACAUGCCUGUUGAACACAGUCUUGGUACUCAGAAGAUUCACACUGCAAAACAAAUAAAAUAUCAAGGCUUCAUUUCUGAACCUAAAAAAAUGGGAGAUCCAGAGGGCUUUGCUGCAGUAGAAGGCCAGUCAAACGUCAAUACGUCUGUCCAUCACAUCAAAUUAAGCCCAAACAAAGAACAGCAAAUUAUAUUUGAAGGCCCUCAUUCUAUAAAUUUAGCCUUUGAUGGUGGAAAGGAUAGCUCCUAUUCGAAAGACUCAAACAGGUCUAUUGCACAUAUCCAUCUGGGUGGCAAGGAAAUGCCAUCUUCUGAACAUGUUGUAUUUGAAGGACCAAUUACAGAAUCGUAUGAAUCAUCAGACUUCCUUGUUUCAUCCCCCUCUGGGGAUUCCACGGAGAGUGAGAGAUCAAUUAAACAUAUUAAACUUGGUCCAACAGAAAAAUCAUUUACUUUUCAGAUGGACAUUACCAAAGUUUCUACAAAAUAUGAAGAUGAAGGUGCAGUUAAAGAAAGUGAAACAAUGUUUGCUUCCAGCAGUAUUGACAGGCAGCCAAUGAAAAGUGAGUCAUACAGGGGACUGACAGAUGAUCUGGAGGUGGCUGAAAGUGGAUAUGGUGAAGAAGAAAUCGCUGGUAUCUUUCAAUACCCUUAUGAGGUUGAAAUCAAUCCUCAAUCCCAAGGCAUCAUUGAUACCUCCGAAUUUGAUAAAACUGUUCAAGUCCACAGAAUAGUCCAUCAAAGCUCUGGAAUUUCUGACGAGAACAAAGUUGCUGUUGUUUACCUUGAAGAGGAAGAAGAACCGGAUCAAGAUUACUUACGGCGUUCAUUUUAAAAUUAAGUUUACUG